This is a messenger RNA of Vicia faba (fava bean), 348 nucleotides long. The record is from the annotation of a GenBank genome assembly. Lineage: Eukaryota; Viridiplantae; Streptophyta; Magnoliopsida; Fabales; Fabaceae.
AUGGCUUCACUCAAUUCACAUCACUACUCCACUACCUUCUUUAUCAUACUUCUUCUCCAUCAUUUCCUUCAUCCAGCUUCUAGCUCAACUUAUCAACCAAGGGAAUUGUUAUACGAGGAGAAAAACAAACUAGGUUCAAUUCCACCAAGCUGUCACAGCAAAUGCAACGAGUGUCAUCCAUGCAUGGCGGUUCAAGUUCCAUCUUUACCAAACCAUGUCCAUGACUCUCUCCCUUCAUCCUCCAUGGAAAAAUGGCUUACUCCAUCUUUACAAGGUACUAACAGAUACUCCAAUUACAAACCAUUAGGUUGGAAAUGUCAUUGUGGUAACCACUUCUUCAACCCAUGA